Molecule: messenger RNA, 1229 nt
Organism: Vigna angularis (adzuki bean)
Lineage: Eukaryota; Viridiplantae; Streptophyta; Magnoliopsida; Fabales; Fabaceae
Product: legumin B-like
Exons: 3
Coding region: 33-1109 (358 amino acids)
Source: RefSeq, a predicted model, not a curated record
AUAUUUUUGUGAGCAAAGGGAAACUCGAAGGAAUGGCGAUAGACUUAACACCAAAGAAAGCUGAAGCAUUGUUUGAGGGAGAGGGUGGAGGUUACUACACUUGGACAACUUCUCAAGUGCCACUUCUGGCCAAGGAAAAUCUUGGUGCUGGUCGCCUUCAGCUUCAGCCUCGUGGCUUUGCUCUUCCUCAUUAUGCAGAUUCAUCCAAAGUAGGUUAUGUCAUUCAAGGGAGUGAUGGAGUAGUUGGGAUGGUUCUCCCCGACGGCAAAGAAGAGGUGGUUGUUAAACUUAAGGAAGGAGACGUUAUAGCAGUACCUGUUGGAGCUGUCUCCUGGUGGUUCAACGAUGGAGACACGGAUCUGAUCAUUGUUUUUCUUGGAGAAACUUCAAAGGCUCUUAUUCCUGGUAAAUUCACCUAUUUCUUUCUAACUGGGGCUAUAGGAGUUAUAGGAGGCUUCUCCACUGAUCUCACGAGCAAGAUCUAUGGCUUAGAAAAAGAUGAAGUGGAAAAGCUCACAAGAAGCCAAACUGGAGUUUUGAUCAUCAAACUAGACAAAACUCAACCUAUGCCUGAGCCCCAACUGAACAAUACCAAAAAGUUAGUGUAUAAUAUAGAUGGUGCAGAGCCAGAAAAUGCUGUGGAAAAAGCCGGGUUGGUGAAAACCUUAACAGAGAAAGAUUUUGGUUUUAUUGAGGAUGUUGGGUUAAGCUUGAUCAGAGUAAAACUUGAACCCAAUGCUAUCAAGGCUCCAUCAUACCCGGUGAGUCCUACGGUUGAGUUGAUUUAUAUUGCUAGAGGAAGUGGGAAGAUUGAAAUUGUGGACUUCAAUGGAAAGAGUGUGUUAAGCACUCGAGUUGAGGCUGGUGAUUUGGUUGUGGUGCCACAGUUCUUUGUGGUUGCUGAAAUUGCUGGUGAAGAAGGAUUGGAGAGUUAUUCCAUUGUAACAACAACAAAACCUUUGUUUCAAGACUUAGCUGGAAAGGCAUCAAUUUGGAGCAUUUUCUCAUCUACACUGCAACAAGUGGCUCUUAAUGUAGAUUCUGAUUUUCAAAAGUUGUUCAUAUCCAAGAUCGAGGAAUCUACCAAUCUCAUCCCACCUUCUACUUAAGUCUAUGCGUUUGAUUCUUUGAUUUAUUUGUUUAUGUAUGGUCUGUUGUUGGUGUAUUUUGUUUAUGAAUAAUUUUGAGAUGAUGAUGAUGAUGAAUGUGAAAAUUAUUAGCUUGAUAUA